GAAAGCUUCGAGAUAAAUAAACAGAAUUGUGUCUGCGAUGUCGGACGAUUCUGAUAUUGCUCCAUCUGAUUUUCCUUUGUCAUCCUCCGAAGACGAGUUAUUAGAUAAAAAUGAAAUAGCUGACAGAUGCCCACUCUGUCGAAAUGCAAAGAAGUAUUUUUUUUGUUCCGACUGUAUCCGAAACGGAGACUUUUACCCAUCUCAUUGUGUGCAGAGGGACAGCUCACAAAGGUUUAUUGAAAAGAAAAUGGCAUUGCUCAAGGUCAAGGGUGAAAUACGAGAGCUGCUUAGUCUUUCCCAAGGAAUAAUGGCGAAAAAAAGAAGGCUUGAAUUUCUGCACCAAGAAAUAAGAAAUACCAGGGAAAGAAUCCAGCUGUUCAAAAAAUGGAAAGAGGAAGUUCAGAAUUCCUUAGAUACAAAGCAACCAGUUUUGAAUGAGCUUAGAGCCAAGAGAGUCAAUUCCCAAGAAAUGAUCUCUUUGAAUAGUGCUGCCCAGGAAUUAAUGCAAGAUCCAGAAUACAACACAGCAAUCAGACAGCAACUAGAGAUGGACAAACCACAGCUAAAAGAAAUUAUUCAAGAAAAUGUCAAGCUGCUGUUGAAGACAAUAUUUCCCAUAACGUGUGAAGGCCUGAAUGUGAAUGGAGAGGACGACAGCGAAAGCAUGACGACUGUUAAAAACGAGCUAGACGAUGCCAGUCAUACAGCUUAUAUCCGCGGCCAGUGGAUUUACGCAGACACGGGUCACAACGGUCGUUACAGAAUAGCUGGGGCCGAACUGCCGGGCACAGGAGACGUGGAGGCUUACCAGUUUUGCGUUGAACAAACCAAAAAAGAUGGCGACCCGCAGAGACUUUCCCACUUUAAAGUGGCCUUGUCACACGUCACUCAGGUUUGCAAUCUGCUGGCCUUCUACUUCGGUAUCCGUUUGCCCAAAAAAGUGGCUCACUCAGAUUUCAUCAGCAGCGAUUUGGACAUCAAACUUUUUGCCGGAAGGAUCGCUCGUCUCCACGCCAAUGUUCUUUACCUGUGCACAUCCCAAGGAGUGGCUCCCAUCCACCUCCGGCACGCAAACCCUCUCGCGCGACUUUCCACACUCCUGGACUCCAACAUCUGCGAUCUAGGAAGGUCUGGUCCAUUCGAAUUUCAUCCGGAACUGUGGCUGUUUGAGGAGGCUGGCGACGAAGAGGGCUGCCCUACUUCAGGCUCAUCUUCUGACGGUGAGGACGAUUGUGAUAUUCAGGCGGAUUGGGAAUCGGUUGGUCAGCUUCCCGUAGUGGAAUCGGUUGAAGACGGUACCAAGCCUAGUCCUAUGACUUCUACACGGGUAAGAGGCGAUGAAAAUCCAGUGACGAACAGUGUCGUUGGCGUGGUCAGUGGUGUCGCCUCCUUCUGGAAAGCUUUACCUUGGCCAAAAUAAUUUUUCAACAAUUCCAAUUGCACUGCCCCACGAUCGUUUUUCGCGGUCCCAUUCCCCGUCCUGCAGAGUCUUACCAGACUUUCAUUUUUAUCCUAGCCAAUGUUUUUCUACAAAUAUGAUUCUUUGGGAUGGUAUUUUCGUUUCACGACAAUUAAAAACUUUUCAAGUG
Daphnia carinata is the source of this 1589-nucleotide messenger RNA. RefSeq names its product beclin 1-associated autophagy-related key regulator-like (gene Atg14). The record is from RefSeq and is a predicted model, not a curated record. Lineage: Eukaryota; Metazoa; Arthropoda; Branchiopoda; Diplostraca; Daphniidae. The transcript is spliced from 8 exons. Gene Ontology annotation, cellular component: extrinsic component of omegasome membrane; extrinsic component of phagophore assembly site membrane; phosphatidylinositol 3-kinase complex, class III. The coding region runs from base 38 to 1420 and encodes 460 amino acids. Gene Ontology annotation, biological process: autophagosome assembly; cellular response to starvation; mitophagy.